This is a messenger RNA of Phaeodactylum tricornutum CCAP 1055/1, 709 nucleotides long. RefSeq lists its product with no specific name. Bases 76 to 618 code for a protein of 180 amino acids. The transcript has a single exon. NCBI's taxonomy places the organism in Eukaryota, Bacillariophyta, Bacillariophyceae, Surirellales, Neidiaceae. The record is from RefSeq and is a predicted model, not a curated record.
GUCGCCUCCAACUGCCGGCUUUGACAGAUCAAUACAUUCGUGUUUGAGGGGCUUUGUAUUCAUAUCAGCUCUGACAUGAGUCUUGAAGAAUCAUCGACGAUGCCUGAAGAGAACGAUGUCCUUUUAGGGCGCGGGGGAGCAACAAAUAACCAUUAUGGCAACUGUGCAUACCGUUCAAUCGUGGCUGGUUAUCGAACAGAAUACCUCGCUGCACGGAAAAAGGACAAGGUUGUCAUUGCCCGGAAGAUUGUAGAACUCGUUCAUCGAAACGGAGGAAGAUUUUUGGCCCGAGAUGAUGUGUCUGAUGCUUGGACAGAAGCUCCCGACAAAAGGGCCGUCUCAAAGACAUCUCAAACGCUUCGGGAAGGUUUGGAUGUCCGCAACAAUGUGAUUCGGACGAAGAAAAGUGUUCGCCAUAGCUCAGAUUUUGUUGGGUCAGACGAGGGCAGCCGAAAGCGAGCAAAGAUUUCAUCUGGGAAGUUAUCUCCCGCCAUUGUGAGUCUUUCGGGUGAAAACGCCAGGGAUAUGCCUGAUCUUCACGAGGAAGUUGAGACAAUGUUACGCUACCAACCUUCUCCUAUUGAUCGGUCCCAUAUGAAGAAUGUAUGCGAAAUAUGAAAACAAACUUGAAUGGCACAACGGCUCCAAACUAUUCUAAUGCAUCCAUAAAGACUUAUUUAAACAUGAAAGGGAGUACCUGUUUAAAAAG